Molecule: messenger RNA, 775 nt
Organism: Mastomys coucha (southern multimammate mouse)
Lineage: Eukaryota; Metazoa; Chordata; Mammalia; Rodentia; Muridae
Gene: Pomp
Product: proteasome maturation protein
Exons: 6
Coding region: 96-521 (141 amino acids)
Biological process (GO): proteasome assembly
Cellular component (GO): cytoplasm; nucleus
Source: RefSeq, a predicted model, not a curated record
AUGGGGGUGGGGUGUCUCGGCCCCGGAAACGGAAGUGAGCGGUUUGGCCGGCCGACUCAAGCAGGUUCAGAGGGUUUCCUAGAGCUGUUUCCAAGAUGAACGCCAGAGGCCUUGGGUCGCAGCUGAAGGACAGUAUUCCAGUUACGGAGCUCUCAGCCAGUGGGCCUUUCGAGAGUCAUGAUCUUCUACGGAAAGGGUUUUCUUGUGUGAAAAAUGAACUUUUGCCCAGCCACCCUCUUGAAUUAUCAGAAAAAAAUUUCCAGCUCAACCAGGACAAGAUGAAUUUUUCCACCCUGAGGAACAUCCAGGGUCUGUUUGCUCCCCUGAAGUUACAGAUGGAGUUCAAGGCAGUACAGCAGGUUCAACGUCUCCCGUUUCUUCCCAGCUCAAACUUCUCACUGGAUAUUUUGAGGGGCAACGAUGAGACCAUUGGUUUUGAGGAUAUUCUUAACGAUCCAUCACAAAGUGAACUGAUGGGCGAGCCCCACUUGAUGGUGGAGUAUAAGCUGGGCUUGCUGUGAUACAGGGUGCCAUGCGGGAAUGACGGUUGUAUUUUUCAUAGUUGCCUCUGGUACAGUCUGAUGUUCAUAGCAUUAAAGUACUGAGAGGAUCACUGAGUCACAUGGAAGUGUUUGGGGCUUGGAUUUGGGUUGUGAGUCAGUUGAGAGGCUAGAGGUGGUUUCUAAGCUCUGAGGUUACAGCAAAGCCAACUUCUGAAAACGUCUUUCUUAUAAAUGUUACAAACACAAUAAAGUUACCAGGAGCCUCCUUCAGA